GCCAAACAUCUUCAAUAUACCAUACUAUUGGCCUAGUCCGGUAAUUCUGGUCUUGAACAAUGCUACAAAUAAAUAGCCCUAGUGGGUUAUAGGAUGGGGGUUUAUUUAUUAAGCAGCAACAGUGUGAUGUUUACAGCUUCUCUUAUCGGUGUUAUUGGACCGAGGGGUCGAGACAACUUUUCCGAACUAACUCCAUUUCCGGAUCACACUCCUCAUUCGCCCCGGGUCUUCGCCGCGGCCAGAAUCCAUGUUGUUUCUGUCUCUCUCCCACAGCGACAGAGCUAGUGAGCGGCCUGUCCAAUAACCCUUCAUGUUACUGGGACCUGUGUGUCUGAGAGUCGAGAGUGUGUUUGUAUUCACCCCCCACCCCCCGAAAAGAAGAUGGCAGACUUUCGGGACGACACCGGAGCUCGAGCCCUACUGGCCUUGCAAUCUGCCCCGUGCAGCCCUGUUCGAGUCGGGGUGACCUCACCCGCAUACCCUCCCAAUUUCACCUUCUCGGGCUCUUCGGUGCUGAGCCGGGGCUGCGCAAUGCCUCCUCGCCUCGCGUCUCCUCCUCGGGCCCUGGCCAGGCUCGAAGGCCGGGACUUUGAUUUCGUCAUGCGGCAGCGGACAGUGACUGUAGGCCGUAACUCGUCGCACGGCUCCGUGGACAUAAACAUGGGCCACUCCAGCUUCAUCUCUCGGCGGCACCUCCAGAUCACCUUCGAGGAGCCGUGCGGGUUUUCGUUGCGCUGUCUCGGCAAGAACGGGGUAUUCGUGGACGGCGUGUUCCAAAGGAGAGGCGCGCCACCCCUGCAACUGCCCCGAGAAUGUGUGUUCAGGUUCCCCAGUACAGUGAUAAAAAUCCAGUUCUCCUCUCUGUUGUCUGGGGAGGAGUUGAGAGAGGAGGAGCAGCGGUCUCCCCCGCCCCGCCUCACCCUCCUCCCCCACAUCUCCCCCCUCAAGAUCAGCAUUCCCACAAUGCACCAUGAUGACCUGCGACACCUGGUCAGCCCGCUGCCCUCUCCGACGGGGACCCUCAGUGUUCCUAACUCGUGCCCGGCCAGUCCAAGGGGUGCGGGGUCAUCAGGUUAUCGCUACGGACGCAACGUGACCUCUGACCUCCAGCUGGCUGCGGAGUUCGCUGCCAAGGCUGUCUCCGAGCAACAGAGGGGCAUUGCCGAGCAACAUGGAGAGUCCGGCGGAGGAGACAGCCCCAAGGAUGAAUCUAAGCCUCCCUACUCGUACGCCCAGUUGAUAGUCCAGGCCAUCUCUUCAGCACCAGACAGACAGCUGACCCUGUCUGGAAUCUACACACACAUCACCAAACACUAUCCCUACUAUCGCACUGCUGACAAGGGCUGGCAGAACUCGAUCCGCCACAACCUUUCUCUGAACCGUUACUUCCUGAAGGUGGCUCGUAGCCAGGAGGAGCCUGGGAAAGGUAGUUUCUGGCGUGUGGACUCGGCCUCAGAGGGCAAGCUGGUGGAACAAGCCUUCAGGAAGAGACGGCAGAGGGGCGUGGCCUGCUUCCGCACGCCGUUCGGACCGCUCUCAUCCAGGAGUGCCCCAGCCUCCCCCACCCACCAGGGUCUCCUCUCCCCUCCCUCCAGUGGUCUUCAGACCCCAGAGUGUCUCUCUAGAGAGGGGUCUCCUCUGUCUCACGACCACCCUCACCAUCACGACCUGGCUCACAAACUGGCCUCCGUACCAGAGUACAGAUAUACACAGAGCGCCCCAGGUUCUCCAGUACAUGGCCAGCCUGUGAUCAUGGCCGCCCCGCCCCACCCCCUGCCCUCAGGGAUGGGUAAACCCCUAACCUUGUUCUCAGGCCCCGGAGUCGCUGGGGGACAGACCCUCCACAUGCUGCAGAGCCCCCCCAACACCCUCACCAUGCUCCGUCUGGUCACCACGGCUACGGCCUCCCACCCCCCAAACGGGUACAUCCUCACCCCCGGCGGGGGGCAGAGUCAUGGUAAUACCGGCGCUGGCCAGCAGGGAGCAGAGGGCACCAGCGAGCAGAGAGAUGCGCAGCAGCAGAAUAGGGAGCGAGUGAUCCAGUCGUUGGAGGGAGCUCAGCAGGGGGGUCAGGGGUCAGAGGGGCAUGGCCUAUCUCUGGGGCUGCACCAACUUCCUGUCCGCCCUGUCACUCAGAACGGCAAACACACUGCCGUCGCCACGGCUACCAGCGUUGCCAACCCUUACGCUCUGACCAGUCCUCUCCAGAUCCUGGCAGCCCAGGCCUCCAGCUCCCCCCCAGCCCUGGUGAGCAGACAGCCCAGCGCGGGGCCUGAUGUUGGGCCGGAGGUGCCAGGCGACCCCCAGGCUAAGAGGCCUAAGAUGGAGGAGGACGGGGCGGCUCCUCCCAUUCAGCAGCAGCAGCCAGUCAUCGUGGCCAUGAGUUCUCAGCCACACGACAACAGGAAGUAGAACUGCUGAACUCUAACCCCUGACCUGGUGUCUAGAGGAGGAGCCUCUCUGGGUGAACCAUCUCACCAGUCUGACCCCUGGGUCCCAGUGUCUGCUGGUUCACCCUCUGAUCCCUCACCUCUAACCUCCUACUGAUAGCUGUCACUGAACUCUCACUGAUCAGUCAUCCAUAAUUGGUAUUGAUUAAUAACUGCCAGUGAUCAAUAAGCCUGUCCCUGACCUUUAACCCCUGACGCCAGAUCUCCCUCUGUAGUGCCAUUUGAGACGCACGCCCCCAAGGUGUCACCAGGUAGAUAAAGGCUUGCAUCCCAAAUGGCACCCUAUUCCCUACAUAGUGUACUGCUUUAGACCAGGACCCUAUUCCCUACAUAGUGUACUGCUUCAGAGACCAGAGCCCUAUUCCCUACAUAGUGUACUGCUUCAGACCAGAGCCCUAUUCCCUACAUAGUGUACUGCUUCAGACCAAGGUUUGAGGUAAGGACCAGCAGGCACUGUGGCCCAGGAGAGGAGGGGCCCUGCAGAACCUGUUGUGUGUGUGUUCUCCUGCUCUGUAGCGGAGGGAGGAGAGGAGAGGGGCCCUGCAGGACCCGUUGUGUGUGUUCUCCUGCUCUGUAGCGGAGGAGGGAGGAGAGGAGAGGGGCCCUGCAGGAUCCAGUGUGUGUUCUCCUGCUCUGUAGCGGAGGAGAUGAGAGGGGCCCUGCAGGAUCCAGUGUGUGUUCUCCUGCUCUGUAGCGGAGGAGAGGAGGGAGGAGAGGAGAGGGGCCCUGCAGGACCCGGUAUGUGUUCUCCUGCUCUGUAGCGGAGGGAGGAGAGGAGGCUAACCUAAUUUAGACGGUCUGAUUGUGUUUCUUUAAUUUCAUCAUUAGAAGGUGCUGAGUUCUAACCUGGGUCAACUACACACACUGCAAAUACUCUGUACUAUACUAUAAUACUCUGUACUAUAAUACUCUGUACUAUACUAUAAUACUCUGUGCUAUAAUACUCUGUACUAUACUAUAAUGCUCUGGACCAUACUAUAAUACUCUGUACUACUCUGUAGUAUACUAUAAUGCUAUAAUACACUGUACUAUGCUAUAAUACUCUACUAUAAUACUCUGUUGUGCUCUACCGACUGAGCCCCACAGAACACAGCACACCUGAUUCAACUAAUUAUCAAGGCUCUGAUUGUGUGAAUCAGGUGAGCUAUCUCAGAGCUACAACAACAUGGUGAAAUGGCUCGGGUCCACGAGGAGAGGUUGGAGAACCACUGCUAUAGUGUGUGACCCAGCUGUGGGUCCCAGCUGUGUGUGUGUGUGACCCAGCUGUGGGUCCCAGCUGUGUGUGUGUGUGACCCAACUGUGGGUCCCAGGUGUGGAUCUCAGCUGUGUGUGUGUGACCCAGGUGUGGAUCUCAGCUGUGUGACCCAGGUGUGGAUCUCAGCUGUGUGUGUGACCCAGGUGUGGAUCUCAGCUGUAUGUGUGUGACCCAGGUGUGGAUCUCAGCUGUAUGUGUGUACAGUAAUUUUUUUUAGCAUUUUCAUGAUCAUUUUAUCCCUUAAAAAGCCUUAAAUGUUUCUAUUGUUUUUUUGUUGUUUAUCUAGGGAGCUUUUACUUUUUGACAUUAAAGAAUGUUUUUAAUGUUAAAGAGGAAGACUUUUAUUUUGUAACAUUGCAAACUGCUUCACAACAGGACUUUUAUUUUGUAACGUUGCAGACUGCUUCAGAACAGGACUUUUUUAUUUUGUAACGUUGCAGAGAGAAGCGCGUUUCAGAUCAGGACAUGGUGUUUGACUGCAGGGAAGGAGGUAGAACCUUCUGGAAGUCUGCUUCCCUAAUGGCAUCCUGUUCCCUACAUAAUGCACUACUUCAGACCUCCAGGAGGUUAUAACUUCUACCUCCCUUCCCUGCAGUUACAAACACCAUGUCCUGAUCUGAAACGCGCUUCUAUCUGCAACGUUACAAAAUAAAAAGACUGUGAUACUCUGUAAACAGGAAGAACCUUUUUGUCAGGGGAAUUGAAGGGUGGGACCAACUCAACAUAACUACACAGCUACAAUUAUAACUUAAAAAAAUAAAAAAUAAUAAUCUAACUCUCCCUUUCUUUCUCUAACUCUGUCCUGUUUUACUCCUCACCCUCUGUUUCUAACCUUCUCUCUGACUCUUUAGUCUAUAGUGUCUGCUGUAGCCUAGUAGUUGUCCCCUUGUCCCUCCCUAGUGUUCUAGUCUCAGCAGUAGAGUGCUGGUCCAGAGGUGGUUCUACUAAUGGAAUUAGAAUGUACUCGAUUCUAUUCCUCAGCUUUAGCCUGUCUGUUCUAACUAAUCAGGACACCAUUUUUGUAACACUUCACAAUGUUUUUUUUUUGGUUUUCUCAUCUGCUGAUCACAAGUCUUUAUAUAAAAUCUAUGAUUGUUGCACAAAAACCAACAUUAAAAAAAAAACUAAAAAAACUGCUAAACGAAAGCUAUUUCAAGGUGGGUUGAAACCAUGGUGUUUAAAAGGUGGGUUGAAACCAUGGUGUUUAAAAGGUGGGUUGAAACCAUGGUGUUUAAAAGGUGGGUUGAAACCAUGGUGUUUAAAAGGUGGGUUGAAACCAUGGUGUUUAAAAGGUGGGUUGAGACCAUGGUGUUUAAAAGGUGGGUUGAGACCAUGGUGUUUAAAAGGUGGGUUGAAACCAUGGUGUUUAAAAGGUGGGUUGAGACCAUGGUGUUUAAAAGGUGGGUUGAAACCAUGGUGUUUAAAAGGUGGGUUGAAACCAUGGUGUUUAAAAGGUGGGUUGAAACCAUGGUGUUUAAAAGGUGGGUUGAAACCAUGGUGUUUAAAAGGUGGGUUGAAACCAUGGUGUUUAAAAGGUGGGUUGAGACCAUGGUGUUUAAAAGGUGGGUUGAGACCAUGGUGUUUAAAAGGUGGGUUGAGCCCAUGGUGUUUAAAAGGUGGGUUGAGACCAUGGUGUUUAAAAGGUGGGUUGAGACCAUGGUGUUUAAAAGGUGGGUUGAAACCAUGUUAUGUUUUUUGCUGAAAGUAUUUUGCUAUUCUAUUAAAUCCUACUUUUUGGGGGGGGAGAAGAAAAGUAUAUGUAUUUUAAAAUGUUUGAUCUGUUUUAAAAUUUGUAGCACAAAUAAAAUUCUCUCAUUGA
Molecule: messenger RNA, 5524 nt
Organism: Salmo salar (Atlantic salmon)
Lineage: Eukaryota; Metazoa; Chordata; Actinopteri; Salmoniformes; Salmonidae
Source: RefSeq, a predicted model, not a curated record